CGACAUCUUUACUAAUUCGUAGACUGUAAGAGAAUAUGAUGUCUGUUUGCUCUAUUGCUUUUAUUUGUGUAAAUAAACACUGAUGUGUUGUAGCAGACACAGCUGACCACUAAACCAACCUCAUCUCGCGCCCAUCAAACACAGACGCGACCCGCCGCCCAAAACAGAAACAAAAACAUUCACAAUCUACCACCAUCCACAACCAAAUCGCAAUCCCAACCACCCGCUUCCUGGCAUCUCUGGACACUGCAAAAGCAGCACCCUCAGCAUGUUCUCUACCUUUCAACGGCUGCAGCAGUACUGCGGCUUCGUCUCCAGCGUUGUGAUUUGCAUCAUGGCCGCGAUCUCCCUCUCGUCGUUCGUUCACCUCAAUUACCUGACUCCUGUGCCGACUGCUUCAAUAAGCGUCGAUAAUGUUCAAGUAAAAUACGGUAAACCCCCCUAUGGCUACAACUACAAGCGCCAGGAAUAUGCGAGCAUGACCUUUGACCUGGACGCCGAUCUCUCACCCCUCUUCAACUGGAAUACAAAGCAACUCUUUGUAUACCUAGCGGCCACGUAUCCCGGUAAACAAUACGCCAACAAAGUAGUCUUUUGGGAUUCAAUCAUCACCAGCAAAGAAGACGCCAUCAUCUCCCUCCGAAACACAACAGCAAACUACCAAAUAUACGACGUCACCGGCAAAUUCAGCGAACGAACAGCUACAGUCUCGCUGGAAUGGAACGUGCAGCCUUAUGUCGGCCUCUUGACAUUCAGCAAAGGCGAAGGCAGGUCAAAGUUCACUUUCCCUCCGCUCGCCUCUGCUUCUUCACAAAAAGCUAGAUAGCAAUAUUGCCUACUGCACAAU
Messenger RNA from Myxozyma melibiosi, 847 nucleotides. RefSeq names its product signal peptidase 22kDa subunit. The transcript is spliced from 5 exons. Gene Ontology annotation, biological process: protein targeting to ER. The record is from RefSeq and is a predicted model, not a curated record. Lineage: Eukaryota; Fungi; Ascomycota; Lipomycetes; Lipomycetales; Lipomycetaceae. Gene Ontology annotation, cellular component: membrane; signal peptidase complex. Bases 269 to 826 code for a protein of 185 amino acids.